Molecule: messenger RNA, 1087 nt
Organism: Caenorhabditis elegans
Lineage: Eukaryota; Metazoa; Nematoda; Chromadorea; Rhabditida; Rhabditidae
Product: Ras family protein
Exons: 7
Coding region: 13-810 (265 amino acids)
Source: RefSeq, marked reviewed
UUUCAGACCGAUAUGACUAAUCAGAAAGAAGAAACAAGAAACGAACGGAAGGCUGUGAUUCUUGGAUCAGGACACAAAGCUUUAUUUUUCAAACAACUCUGUGAUGCAGCAUCCAAUUAUGAAAAACAUGUCCAUUAUCCAGAUGUUCACUACCUUACCAUCGAUCACAUGGGAACAGAGCAUGUGGUGGAAAUCACCGAUCCAGGAUUGGCUCGCACAGGAAAUCGGGAAAUGGCUCUGACAGCAGCUGAUUAUGCGAUUCUAUACUAUUCUGCACUAAACAUUGAUUCUCUUCAAGCUCUUCAGUCACUUGUCCAACCUCUCCAAAAUCGAAAAAACCUUCACAUUCUUCUUGUAUGUGAUUCAGACGAAGUGAUACCAGAAGAAACUGCAUCAGCACAUACAAGUUCCACGUCGGAAGGGUAUGAGUCAGAUGACCGAGAUGGUAUGAAAAGACACUAUUCAAUGGAACAAAUUCGUAAGGGAUUGGAUGAUAACAUAUCUACUUCAGUUGCAGAUCAGGGCGAACAACUGGCGCAGGAACUUGGAAGUCGGUGUUCAUUUAUGCAAAUAAGUUCCAGUAGCUCUUCAGAUGCAAAGAAAGUAUUAACACAAAUGAUUAUGUCCAUCAACAAAUCUGGUCCCACGCGAAAUCGGAGAAUGUCUAAAAUUGCAAGCAUUCUACGAUCGAAAUCAUCCGACAAAUCGGGAGAGAAUAUGAUAUUCGAGGCAGUGAAUGAGAAAAAGAAAAAUGGUAAAAAAGAAAAAGGAGAGAAAGUUGAAGAUUCAAAAGUGUGCAUCAUAAUGUAAUGUGAGGAAAUAUGGAAUGUCGUUUGAUCUCAAAUGGGAAUAGAUAAUGCAUUGUUUCGUAUUAUGGAAAAAUUACUGAAACACAACUGUACUUAAAUUUUAAUGUUUCUUUUCUUGGUGAACUUUUCAGUUCUAGUCAGCUCCCCGAACCUCCCGGUAAUUUUGAAAUGUAUGUUUCCAGUGAACUUGUGAUAUUGAUGAUAAUUGGAUUUUAUAACAGUAGUUUGUGUAUUUGUGUUUUAUUAAUUUUUGAGAUUGGAAUAAAUAAUUUGUAAAU